Molecule: messenger RNA, 2723 nt
Organism: Talpa occidentalis (Iberian mole)
Lineage: Eukaryota; Metazoa; Chordata; Mammalia; Eulipotyphla; Talpidae
Gene: NEIL1
Product: nei like DNA glycosylase 1
Exons: 9
Coding region: 31-1341 (436 amino acids)
Biological process (GO): base-excision repair
Cellular component (GO): nucleus
Molecular function (GO): damaged DNA binding; DNA-(apurinic or apyrimidinic site) endonuclease activity; DNA N-glycosylase activity
Source: RefSeq, a predicted model, not a curated record
CCCUGGCGGCGCGCGGGGCGCGGGAAGAGGAUGCCCGAGGGCCCGGAGCUGCACCUGGCCAGCCACUUUGUGAACCAGGCCUGCGAGGGACUGGUGUUCAGCGGGCGUGUGGAGAAGUCCCUGGUCAGCCGCAACCCCGAGGUGCCCUUUGAGAGCAGCGCCUACCGCAUCGCCGCCUCAGCCCGGGGCAAAGAGCUGCGCCUGACGCUGAGCCCCGAGCCGGGCGCGCAGCCCCCGCGGGAACCCCUGGCCGUGGUCUUCCGCUUCGGCAUGUCUGGCUCCUUCCAGCUGGCGCCCAGUGAUGCGCUGCCCCCCCAUGCCCACCUGCGCUUUCACACGGCCCCGCCUGGCCCCCGGCAGGCCCUGUGCUUCGUGGACAUCCGCCGCUUCGGCCGCUGGGAGGUCGGGGGCGAGUGGCAGCCAGGCCGAGGGCCAUGCGUCCUGCUGGAGUAUGAGCAGUUCAGGGAGAACGUGUUAAGACACCUGGCAGACAAGGCCUUUGACCGGCCCAUCUGUGAGGCCCUCUUGGACCAGAGGUUCUUCAAUGGUAUUGGCAACUACCUGCGGGCAGAGAUCCUGUUCCGGUCAGUAGGCCGGCCACGGGUCCAAGGGCCAGGGGCUCAGUGUGCCCACACUCCCCUCUGCUUAGCACGGCCCCCUUUCCCACCCACCAGUCUGAGGAUACCCCCAUUCGAGAAGGCUCGCACGGUCCUGGAGGCGCUGCAGCAGCGCAGGCUGAACCCGGAGCUGACCCUAAGCCAGAAGAUCAGGGUCAAGCUGCAGAAUCCGGACCUGCUGGAGCUGUGCCACUUGGUCCCCAAGGAAGUGGUCCAGCUGGGGGGCAAAGGCUACGGGCCGGAGAGCGGAGAGGAAGACUUUGCUGCCUUUCGGGCCUGGCUGCGGUGCUACGGCGUGCAGGGCAUGAGCUCCCUGCGGGACCGGCACGGCCGCACCAUCUGGUUCCAGGGGGAUCCUGGACCCCUGGCACCCAAAGGGGGCAAGUCUUACAAGAAGAAAUCCAAGGGCGUGAAGCAGGGUCCUGAAGACACGAGUGAGGCGCCGAGCAAGGGGCCUUCCAGGACACGUAGGGCACGGAAAGCCCUUCCACGCGGGCAAACUGCAGCCCAGCAGCCCCAGGAGACCAGCCUCCAACAGGAUCCAGAAACCCCGCCAACCCCCAAAAAAGGGAAGAAGAGGAGGGGGCGAGCAGCAGCUUCUGGAGGCUCUCCCUCCUCACGCUCCUCUGGGGCCCUGCAGGAGAGGGAGGGUGGCCGUGCAGGUCGCCGCAGGCCCCGAAGGACCAAGGCUGACUCCCCAUCUUUGGAGCCGGGGGGACCUUAGCCUCUUAGCAAGGGCUCUCCUAGCUUGCCGCCUCCCCUCCCGCUGCCUUGCUCUGGAGUUGGGGGACCGUGAGGCUUCCUUGCCACCGCAGCAUCUACUGAAGGGUGGCCCUGGCGCUCUGGCUGCUCCCUGCAUAACAAUGUUUUUAACUGUACCUCACUUUUCCCAUUUUUAAAGGCUCCUGCGAAGAUUUUUUUUUUUUUUUAAAUAAACUGAUACGCUUGAAAUCCUUGGCCCUUUUCGGACUGGCUGGGAUGGCCAAGUUGGGAGGGCCUGCUGCAAGGCCACCUGCUCCCUAUCCUGUCCCCAAGGCCCUGGCUCUCAGAGUCUCCUCUGCAGGACAGUCCCUCAGAAGAAGUGUGGAAAUGCUGGUCCAGGCGCCACAGCUCCCCCAGUGCAGGGCCCUCAGGGCCUGUGGCUGCCCUGGAGCUUGGCUCUGACUAGUUAGUGAACCUCCGCUAGCAGGCCAGCCAGAACCCACCCUCCUGGUGCCCUCCCCAACCCCAGGCACUCUGCCUGCAACUCGACUCUCGUCAUCAGCUUGUGGUUGCAGGUCUCUCGUGGGGCUGCAGCCCAGCCCCUGCAAACACAGAUAGCCUUCAAUAUGGCCUGCCCUCAAGGAGGAAAAGUCUUCCCUGGAAGCCCAACACGGGGCCCUGAGGGGAGCAAGUGGGACCACCAGUACGGCUCCUGAGCCAGGAUUUAUUGUGCAAGAGGCGAGUCAGCCUUGGUUCCUGAGGGGAAGAACAAAAUACAAAAUCCAGUAACAAACUCCCACCUCAGGGACUCAGUUGGGUGGGGGCUGCAGAAUGAGCAUGAGUGACCGCACUUGGAAGGGAGUGAAGGUGAGCUUCAGGCGGGCGUCCUGCAGUGGCAGGUGGCCAGCAGGGAGACGCUGCUCCAGAAGGCUGCAGCUAGGGAAAAGGAAGAGGGGCUGUGAGGGUGCCAAGAGGGCAGGACCCCCACACCACCCAUGCCCCACACCCUACUCACAGGAAGGCCUCCUGAACUGGCAGGGAUGUGUGCAGCCAGCAGUCCACAUGGCUGCCGUGGGCCUCAUAGAGCCUCAGCACCAGCGUGCGGCCCUGGGGGCUGGUCUCGGCCUGAAGAGAGACAGGUGGUGGGUGGGCUGGACCCAAGCCAGGACAUCGGCCGCCACCCCGGGCGCAGCCCCCAAGCCCCUUGCCUGCUUCACUGUCUCCAGCACGACUGCUGGUGAGGACACCGAGAAGGCACUCCAGGUGGUGGCUGGCGCCCGGCCCGGGGCGGGCAGAGCCAACAAGGGGAAGUUGAGGCUGUAGGCAGCUUGGAUAACGCCAGCAUCUUGGAAGGAGCCUGAGUGUGGCAGGAAGGGACACAGGGUGGAAAAUGGAGGUGGGGGU